This is a messenger RNA of Neltuma alba, 2605 nucleotides long. RefSeq names its product pentatricopeptide repeat-containing protein At5g50390, chloroplastic-like. Gene Ontology annotation, biological process: RNA modification. The record is from RefSeq and is a predicted model, not a curated record. Lineage: Eukaryota; Viridiplantae; Streptophyta; Magnoliopsida; Fabales; Fabaceae. Gene Ontology annotation, molecular function: zinc ion binding; RNA binding; protein binding.
AGGUUGGGCUAGGCUGAAUUCGAAAGCAAAAGCAGAGCAUAUCAUUCCAGUGGAUUUGGAGAUGAGCAUAGGAAGUAUCGCCGGUGCUAUUUCCUCAUCUUUGCAACCACCAAACCUACCUCAUUCCUCGUUGUCCAAAUCUGGCGGAUUCCUCGAUGCCGCCUCUUCCCUUCUUGACUUCCCUUUCUUCCUUCUAACCCAACAUGAAGUCACCUUCGCACCCUCUGUCCACUCCAUUAUCAUCGCCUUCUUGGUUAUUCCCACUUGCUGCCCACUCUAUUAGAUUCGCUUCUUAUUCGGAGACAUGGAAAUCCCCCUCUCCCGUCAUCAAACUUGGUCUUUGGAUCAAAUCCAAACUCCUCGUGGAUUUGCAUUUCCGUCCAAUAAGUGUCUCUUAAAAGAAAGAAAAUGGAGGAAAGCUUCUUCGCAGAUCCAUUGUUCCUCUAUGGAACAAGGGUUGCGACCCCGGCCGACGCCAAAACCUUCGAAAAUCGGUUUUGAUGAAAGACAAGAACCGAUCUUGGAGAAAUCCCAGGUUAAAAAACCCCCUCCAGGACUAUGUAGUCAGAUAGAGAAGCUGGUUUUGUGCAGUAGGUACCGCGAAGCGCUCGAAUUGUUUGAAUUUUUGGAGCUUCAAAGUGGUUAUGAUGUGGGUAGCAGUACGUACGAUGCGUUGGUGAGUGCUUGCGUUAGUCUGAAAUCGAUAAGAGGUGUAAAGAGGGUGUUCAAUUACAUGGUUACUAAUGGGUUUGAGCCAGAUCUGUAUAUGAGGAACAGAGUGUUGCUAAUGCACGUGAAAUGCGGUAUGAUGAUCGAUGCGUGCAAACUGUUCGGUGAAAUGCCUGAGAGGAACUUGUUGUCCUGGAACACAAUCCGGGGACUUGUAGACUCUGGCAGAUACAUGGAAGCCAUUAGAUUAUUUCUAACGAUGUGGGAAGAGGUUUCUGAUGGUUGCUCUCGCACUUUCGCUACCAUGGUUCGAGCGUCUGCUGGAUUGAGUCUCAUUCAUGUAGGAAGGCAGUUUCAUUCAUGCGCUCUGAAAAUGGGUGUGGGUGAAGAUAUUUUUGUGUCUUGUGCACUGAUUGACAUGUAUAGUAAGUGUGGCGUCAUUGAAGAUGCUCAAUUUGUGUUUGAUUUAAUGCCAGAAAAGACAACUGUAGGAUGGAAUUCCAUUAUUGCCGGUUAUGCGCUUCAUGGUUAUAGUGAGGAAGCGCUGGAAAUGUAUUAUGAGAUGCGCAAUUGUGGUGUUAAAAUGGACCAUUUUACAUUGUCAAUAGUUAUAAGAAUAUGCGCAAGAUUGGCCUCACUGGAACAUGCAAAACAAGCUCACGCUGCUUUAGUUCGUCAUGGUUUUGGUUCUGAUAUAGUGGCUAACACAGCUCUCGUGGACUUCUAUAGCAAAUGGGGUAGGAUGGAAGAUGCUCGUCAUGUUUUUAACAGGAUGCCUUGCAAGAAUGUUAUAUCUUGGAACGCAUUGAUUGCUGGAUAUGGCAAUCAUGGUCAGGGUGAUGAAGCAGUAAGUAUGUUUGAGCAGAUGCUUCGAGAAGGGAUGAUUCCCAACCAUGUCACUUUUCUUGCUGUCCUGUCUGCUUGCAGUUAUUCAGGAUUAUCAGAAAGAGGUUGGGAGAUUUUUCAAUCUAUGAUUCGAGACCAUAAGAUUAAGCCCCGAGCAAUGCAUUAUGCGUGUAUGAUCGAAUUGUUAGGUAGAGAGGGUCUUUUAGACGAGGCAUUUGCAUUAAUCAGAAGUGCACCUUUUCAACCAACGACUAACAUGUGGGCAGCGUUACUGACAGCGUGCCGAAUGAAUGAGAAUUUAGAGCUCGGGAAGUUUGCGGCUGAAAAACUAUAUGGAAUGGAGCCUGAGAAGCUGAGCAAUUAUGUGGUGCUGUUGAAUAUAUAUAACAGAGCUGGCAAGUUGAAGGAAGCGGCUGGUGUUGUUCAGACCUUAAAGAGGAAGGGUUUAAGAAUGCUUCCAGCAUGUACCUGGAUUGAAGUUAAUAAACAGACAUUUGCUUUCCUUUCUGGAGAUAAAUCCCACCCGCAAGUGAAAGAAAUAUACCAAGAAGUGGACAAUCUGAUGCUCGAGAUAUCAAGACAUGGUUACAUGGUGGAGAACAGUACUUUGCUUCCUGAUGUAGAUGAAGAAGAACAGCGUGUAUUGAAAUACCAUAGCGAGAAAUUAGCAAUAGCUUUUGGAUUGAUCAGCACAAAAAAAUGGACGCCUUUGCAGAUAACUCAGAGCCAUCGCAUUUGUAGUGACUGCCAUAAUGCGAUUAAAUACAUAGCCAUGGUUACUGGACGAGAAAUCGUGUUGAGGGACGCUAGCAGGUUCCACCAUUUCAGAAAUGGGACUUGUUCUUGUGGUGACUACUGGUGAGGAGUGAUGAUGAAGCUCAUUCAUAACACAAGUACUGCAAAGUGGGAUCAGCGAAACAUAUUAGAUCUCACGUAAUGUGUACUCGAGAAUUUUUGCCGGAUUAGCUUGUAAUCAUUUUUCUAUUGUUCAGCUAGGUAGAUACUAAUACAUAAAUAUAUGGUUGCAUUGUAAAAUUUUAUAUUUCUUUUCUGAGUUACUCUAAUAAAACGUCACGAUUUCUUCCAUCAA